Messenger RNA from Puntigrus tetrazona (Sumatra barb), 979 nucleotides. Its product is annotated as plant intracellular Ras-group-related LRR protein 5. The transcript has 4 exons. Lineage: Eukaryota; Metazoa; Chordata; Actinopteri; Cypriniformes; Cyprinidae. The record is from RefSeq and is a predicted model, not a curated record. The coding region runs from base 116 to 871 and encodes 251 amino acids. Gene Ontology annotation, molecular function: protein binding.
ACCACUUGGUGUACAAGAACGGAAGUUGAUGUAACCAUGGUGAUGAUGACGAGUCUGGCUUCUCUAGUCAAUGCAGCCUGUGUUUCUAAAAUAGCGUUUUAUUAAAUUAAACAAAAUGAACGGGGAUGAUAUGAUACUGGAAUGUCUUAACAAACAACAGGAAAGUCUGAACAUGAGCCAUCGGGGUCUAGUUGUUUUGCCACCUGGCGUUUCGAGGCUUGUUACGUUAAAAAAACUCUUUCUAAACAACAAUCGGCUCAUUUUACCACCAGACGAGAUUCUGGAUCUGGAAAAGCUCGAAGAACUGAUACUGGAUAGAAACCAGCUGACCAUGCUUCCUUGCAACAUUGGAUCACUAAAACACCUGACUUACCUGGGUGUAAACCACAACCCAUUAUCUGUGCUCCCAGAAGCAAUAGGCGAGCUGAGACAGCUGAGAGAGCUCUGGGCUGUAGGAUGCAGUCUUGUCUCGAUACCAUCAUCUAUUAAUAAACUUGGGAGGUUAGAGAAACUCGGGCUUCAUAACAACAACAUUACACACUUGCCGUCACAAAUUGGGGGUCUCAGCAGUUUGCAAUGGCUAAACUUGGCUGACAAUAAAGUUGAAGACCUCCCUGAAGAUGUUAAUCAUUUAGAGUCUCUGGUCUUCAUGAACCUGGACAAGAACUGUUUUGCACACAUCCCUUCAGCACUGACAGAUAUGGCAAAUCUGCAGAUCCUGUCUGUUAGAUUUAAUAACAUCAGAUCACUGGAAGACUACUUAAUCCUUGGUUUCAGCAGACUUAUAAAACUUGACCUCAGAGAAAAUCCUUUAACGGACAGACCACCUCAUUGGAAGGGAUUGGAUUUUAUAUUGCUGGGGAAUGUCUGAUCGUCCGAGGAACAUUCAUAUCAGAUGAGCUGUAACCGAAACGAGCAUCCAUUUGCAUUAAAUACGUUCUUCAAAGAAACAUGUAAAACAAAAACACUCCAAUUUACG